Messenger RNA from Danaus plexippus (monarch butterfly), 9623 nucleotides. RefSeq names its product filamin-C (gene jbug). The record is from RefSeq and is a predicted model, not a curated record. The transcript has 54 exons. NCBI's taxonomy places the organism in Eukaryota, Metazoa, Arthropoda, Insecta, Lepidoptera, Nymphalidae. Gene Ontology annotation, biological process: actin cytoskeleton organization. Gene Ontology annotation, molecular function: actin filament binding. The coding region runs from base 299 to 9055 and encodes 2918 amino acids.
GAUAGUGCCUCGAGCGCGCAUGUGCAACAUUCAUAGUACGCGACAAAAAAACUUUUUAGUGAUUUAUGAAGUGUACUUUAAGUUAUAGUGAUCGUACUGUACAUUAAUUAUAAGGUAAACAGUGACAGCACUAAUGUUAAUAACAAAGCCAUCAGAAAUAGUGAAUUUUAAAGUUACGUGUAUGUUUUGCGAGCAAAGGAUUUGAGCGGUUUGUAGCAGAUGAAACCCACACGUUUUAUAAUGAAUGAGGAAAUAGAAAACAUUAACAAUUUAUAGCAGGAAUAAUUCUGAAUACAAUAUGGAGGGAGUUAGGGUGACACAUCAGGGACUAAAGGCCCACACGCCAGAGGGAUCCGCGGGUCGUAUCACUCAAGCCGGAUUGGCUGCAAGGAGCCCAGAAGGCACAGCUGCCAAAGCCAUGGCUAUUAAAGGCCACGAGGAUCUGUGGGUGGAAAUCCAAGCUAACACGUUUAGGAACUGGGUCAAUGAGACAUUAAAGCCAGCAAAUAUUAAGGUCGUAGACUUGGUGGAAGAUUUAAGGGAUGGCACCGUUUUGUGUUCCCUGGUAGAAGCUCUACAAGGAAGAAGGCUCAAGGGUUGGAGUUCAAAGCCUAGCAACCAACACCAUAGAUUAGAGAAUGUUACCACCGCACUACAAGCCAUUGAAGACGAUGGUGUUAAACUUGUGAAUAUCGGUAACGUGGAUAUUGUAAAUGGAAAUCUGAAACUAAUAUUGGGAUUAAUCUGGUCUCUCAUCGUCCGUUACCAAAUAGGAAGGAGCAAAUUCCCGCCCAGGAAGCUUAUGCUAUCAUGGCUACAAGCAGCUCUACCGGAGUGCAAAGUCAACAAUUUAACCACAGACUGGAAUAGUGGAAUCCUUCUUUCAGCUCUGCUCGAUUACUGCAAACCAGGAAUAUUCCCAAAUUGGAAAGAAUUAAAUCGUCACGAAGCAAUCGAAAACUGUCGCAGAGCUAUGAGGCUGGCUCAUAGAGAACUCGAAGUACCAAUGGUAUUGGAGCCAGAAUACUUGGCAUCGCCAUGGCUGGAUGAGCUUUCUGGAAUGACCUAUCUGUCCUACUUCAUGAAACCAGACUCCUCGGGUAUCAAGUCAACUUUAGAUUGGGUCAACUCUCGCUUGGAGCGACCUAUUACAAAUUUCACGACUGAUUGGAACGACGGUCGUGUAGCCAACGAGCUUGUCAGAUCCAUGGGAGGGCCAGCGCCACCGCCGAACAGGCUCCGACGUGAUCCGGCCAAGUGGGAGGAGAACUGUCAAAUGGCUAUCGAUGCUGGCAAGAAACUGGGAGUUCAACCGGUGCUGUCAGCAAAGGAUAUGAGCCAAAGUGAUGUGGAACAUCUUGGUGUUAUGUCGUGGGCAGCACAAUUCCGAAACAUACCACCACGACCGCCAGUCCAUGAUAUGCUGCGAGUAGCCCUCGAUUCAACAUCAGGCAGAGUUGGGGAACCUACUUACAUCAAAGUGGAAAGCAUAUCAAACGAGUUAUCGAUUUCUGACGUGAAAGUGUCUAUAGUUAACCCACUGGAACAGGAAUCAAGACUAAAAUUAGACACAAAAGGCGCGGGCGAAUUCGUGCCUGAACACGCAGGCAUGCAUGAGAUCGUCCUUACAGUUGAUAAUAUUAGGGUGGAUGGAAGAUAUUUUUUCCGUGUUCUACCUCGUGUUGUCUCAGUUCCACCACCAGGCAUGGCGCCUUGUGCUGCUGGUAGUAUCGUUGAAGUACUCGUGAGUGCUACAGGUGCACCCAGAAGACAGGAUAUAGACGUAACAGCCCACUCUCCAAGCGGUCGAGCUGUUCCCUUAGAACCUCGUCAUCCACCUCCAUCAGCUCCAGGAACAACUGCCUCCAGCGCAAUCUUUCAACCAGAUGAAGCAGGAAUUUGGACGAUUGCUAUCACAUACAAAGGGGAACACAUACAAGGUGGCCCAUUUACAUGUGAAGUUUUCGACCCAGCUGGAGUACGUCUUAGUCCCGGAGCUCUUGAAGGUGCUGAACCUCUCAAGCCUCAUUCUUUCGAAUUAGAUACUAAAGGCUGUGGUGUCAAGGGUGACCUACAACUAGAUAUUGUUCACGAUAAACGUAGCGUGAUGUGCGCUCUUGAAAAAUUAUCCACAACUAAGUAUCGUGCAACAUUCUUGCCAAAAGCUGCAGGGAAACACAGAUUAUACAUCUAUUUCAAUGGCUACGAUGUCCAUGGUUCGCCGCACGUAUUUAGAGUUGGUUCCCGCUCUAAGAAACCUCGAGACAGUGCGAGUCCCUCAAGCCCUGCCUACGCAAGAAUCUCCAGCCCUGUAACAAGAAUGCGAUCAGAGAGUCCUCUCAAUAACUACAAUUUGUAUGAAAGCAAUACAACAAAGCAGGCUUCGCGUUCAAUAGAUCGGCGCGAAGAUCGUCGAAACUCGAACGAUUUUUACAAAUCAUCGUUUGGAUCGGAUACAAAAGAAAGGAAUUACGAUGUCACUGAUUCGUUUUCGAGAAUAAAUAAACAAAGGGAAAGUUCUAACACUUUAUACGAUUCGGAGACUUCUAGGAAUAGAACAAGUAGUCCGAUUACAUCGAAACACGAUGUGACCGAAUCAUUUACUAAUUCGAGAAUAAAACAGAAGGAGAGUUAUACUUCACACGAUCCCGAUAGUCCUAGGAAUAGAAAUGCUAGUCCGAUCACAUCAAAACACCUAGGGAACGGUUCAAGACUUGAUUUUGCAAGGUCGAGUAGUCCUUACCGAGCUACCAGCCCAUACAGAGCUACGAGUCCUAUCGGUCGAACGAGUCCGCUAACGAGAAAGGAUAGUCCAUUGAAUAGGACGAACAGUCCAAUUAACAGGGUCAGCAGUCCCAUCGAUCGUUACAGUCCGGUGACAACAACAAAGCGUGUUGUUGAAAAGCGUUCGAAUUAUAAAGUAUACAGUUCGUUUAGCGGCUCCCAAGACAAUAUUGAUCAAAGCAGUCCGUUGUCAUCACUUGAAACAGACAGGGUGAAGAGAUAUGGCAGUCCAAGCACAGCGGAUACAAGCGAUCCGGGAGGAAAAUAUCGCUCGCGAAACGAUUCCUGGGAGACGGUGGAGAAAACGAGGCAAAUGUUUAAAAAUAACAGCCUAGAUUCCAGUCGGUACGGACAAAGCACGCUGGAGCGAGAGACUCAACGGAACACUCAACUGAAUAAGUUUAGCGAAUUCUCGCCGGAUUCCUUCAAUCGUCAUCUCGACAGAUUAGUCGACGAACGAGAUUCUGACACUUAUACAAGUCGCCAAGAGAUCACAAAACGAGAGGUUCGUGAGAGUUCAUACGUGGUGCGAGACUCCUCGUACAGCAGUGUGGAAGAAAAGCAACAGCAGUCUUUUUUAUCCAAUAGGCCCCCCCGCGACCCAACCGGGGGGGCCCGCACUGAAACGGACGCUUCUCACGCCCGCUUCAGACCAAUUCAAAGGGAUAACAAUAGAGGUGCAAAAGGAAUAGUCAUAAAACCGACGUAUAAAGGAAUUGUAGGACAACCUGUUGAAUUUAUAGUGGAUGCAAGUCUUGCUGGGCCUGGUCAAUUGGAACUAGAGGUGUCUGGGGGUAAUGGAACCCUCGUGGCAAGCUCGGUGCGACCACUUGGAGGUCACAAAUACAUGGCUGCCUUCACACCACGCGUCGCCAAACCACACUCAGUCAGAGUUACCUUCAACGAGGAACAUGUGCCAGUUUCCCCGUGGACCGUCGAAGUGAUGGCGGGGCCGGCGGGCGGCGGGGGCGAACCCACCAGACUGAUACCCGCGCGAGUGCCUGCCGUCUUCGAGAUCUCCACCUCGCCUGGAGCCCCAGCAUUCAGCAAGAAUGAGGUCGGAGUCACGGUCACAGCCCCGUCACGUCGUCCUGUGACAGCACGGGUUCUCGAUGUAGCUGAACGUCCCGGAGUCUACCGUAUAGAGUUCACUCCUGAAGAAGUUGGAACACAUUUGAUUGAUGUAUCCAUCGGUGAUGACAAGUUAGCAGCUGGUCCGUUAGUCGCGAAGGUGUACGACUCGAGCCUUAUUAAAGUGACGGACGUGGGUAACGCUCUGGUCGGACAACAAUGUCAGUUUAGAGUGGACGCCAGUGCUGCCGGAGAAGGCCAAUUAGAAAUUUCAAUCAACGAGGGCGAAGUCCCCAAUCAUGUACAAGUAGUUGGUGGCGGACGGUGUUUAGUAUUUUGGAGACCAGAAACAGCGACGCCCCAUAGAGUUGACAUCAAAUUUAAUGGAGAACCAGUUCCAUCGUCGCCCUUCAUAUUUCACAUAUCACCCGCGCAAAGAGUUACUAUAGAUACUUCCCAAAUCGAACUCAUACCGGUUGGCGAAGUUGCAUCAUGUUCAGUAAGAGUGGAAGGAUCUGGCGGCGGAGAACUCACCGUAACUGUCAAAGGCCAAAGAGGAGACGUUCCAGUACGACUCACUGGGGAAGCUGUCUCAGGCCUAGUCGCUAGUUUUACACCGAAAUAUGUUGGCCCGCAUACUCUCACCGCUCAUUAUAAUAAUCAACCUGUGCCCGGCACACCAUUUGUAUGCAAAGCAUAUGACAGUAAACUUGUAAGUGUCACGGGUGGAGCAUCUGCACGUAUUGGUGUACCAGUACAGCUCGCAGUGGAUGCUGCCCAGGCUGGGGAAGGAAAUCUAGAAAUUACUGUAGCAGCUAGAGGACUCAAUAUACCAACACAAGUUCAUCCACAAGGAAAUGCAAGAUUCACUGUCUCAUUCACACCAACAGAAGCCUGCGAGCACAUUGUGAAUGUGUCUUUUAAUAAGAUGCGAGUGCCGGGUUGUCCUCUUAUUAUAGACGUGUCAGAGGGUAGUGGGGUUGGUGCGAGGGUAACUUUACCGGGGCCUGUACCAUUACAUCAGCCUGCAUCGCUGACCUUACACCAUCCGUCUGCGACACUUGAUCAAAUUGAAGUCAAUGUUGAAGGUCCGAACGGGGCGUCAGUGCCGGCGGCUGUGGCGGUGGCUGGCCCGGGAACUUUCAGGGCUGAGUUUGUACCGCGGGCCGUCGGGGAGCACAGGCUUAAUGUGCUUGUUGACUCCACGCCCAUACCAGCAAGCCCUUUCCAUUUAAAGGUCUAUGACGUCACAGCGAUAAAAGUCAAAGACGUCGCCCACGGGACCGUCGGCAAGGCUGUGACUUUUUUGGUUGAAACAAUGGCGGCUGGUCCUGGGAAUUUGGAGGUAACGGUGAAUGGUGGUAGAGUACCAACAGCGGCUGCAGCUCAAGGAGCCCACACUUACGCAAUCAGCUUUACACCCCGAGACCCAAGACCACACACUGUAGAGCUGCGCUUUAAUGGAGACCACGUUCCAGGCAGCCCUUUCGUGUGUCACGUGUCAGCGCCCGCGCGUGUCAUCGGCGCCGGAUCUGGUGAAUCACCGGACAAGGUGUCCGUUGGAGACGCGUACACCUUCAGCGUGGACUCUCCGACUUCGCCGCAUGUUGAAGUACUGGGACCAGCUAGAAGACCUGUAUCUGUACAGGUUUCAGCAGAAGACACUAUAGGCGAGAAUGAGCCGAGCAAGAGGUAUACCAUCUCGUUUGUGCCGGUCGAUGUUGGUGAUCACAGCAUUGAGGUAAGGGCUGGUGCCAUGGGUGGGCAUGUCGAAGGCAGUCCCUUCCUGGUGAAAGCCUACAACGCUUCAAGGGUCUCAGUCACGGACAUCUCGCCAGGUGUCGUCGGGAAGCCUGUGGCGUUCACUAUAAACGCGUCACAUGCUGGCGCCGGCAAUUUGGAGAUCAUAGUCGCUGUUAAUGGAAGGAACGUCCCCAAUUACGUCCAAAGCGAAGGAAAUGCGAGAUUCAAGGUGAACUUCAAGCCCACUGAGGCAGCGCCCCACACACUGUCAGUCCGUUUCAACGGUCAUGCGGUCCCCGGGUCACCCUUCACCUGCAUCGUGUCCGCUCCAGCAGCUGCAGCUGAUGCUCGAGCCGCUGGACCUGGGUUGACCUCCGCGCCUCGAGGAGAACCAGCUGAAAUACAGCUUACUGGAUUCCAUACCGGCGAGCCGACAAUUUUCGUGACCGGUCCCGGCGGUAGUAACGUGCGUACCCGUGUGACGUCACUUUCUGACGGUCGCUACACUGGUACGUACACCCCGGAGGCUGUUGGACGGCACAGUGUUCAGGUUCAGUGCGCCGGGCGGCAUGUACCCGGGUCACCCUUCACCUGUAACGUGUAUGAUGUGAGGAGGGUCAGGGUCACGGGACUUGGACCGGGAGAACUGGAGGGUACAUUGGAAGGUCUAAACCUCGACGAAGGCGCUGAAGAAGAGCGUGGUGUUGAAGUAGGGAAACCGGUUACAUUCAGUGUAGACGCAGCGGGGGCUGGUGAAGGGACACUUGAGCUGGUGGUAUCUACACCGUCAACUACUGUUAAGGCGGAGGUGGUGGCUGUGGCCCGAGGUCUCUAUGACGUCACGUUUAUCCCUGUAUCCCGCGAACCUCACCGCGUGUCCGUCACUUUUAACGAACAAGCCGUCCCGGGAAGCCCGUUCGUGUGUCGAGUCAACGAACCGCAUACAUACGUACAAAUAGGCGGACUAGCAACCAUAGAAAUCGAUGAGAACCUAUCGGAUGUGGAAGUGAUAUCUCCAAACGGAAACCGGAUAUCAGAGGCUAAUUUGGAGGACACGGGUCUCUUGACAUUCCCGGCGAAUCGCGUUGGAAGAUACCUCGUCAAGACUCAAAGAGGUCCCAUUGCGGAGGUUGAAGCCUUGGAUCCAUCAGCUGUUAAGGUGCUGUCCAUUGGAGAAGCAGUCGCCCAUCGACCAGCAAUACUCACUGUGAGUACAUCCGGUGCGGGCGCUGGUCGUCUUUCGGGUCGCGUCUGGUGUGGUGGGGUUUCCGUGGCCCACUCGGUGAGGCGAAGGGGCGGACGCUCCGAGCUGGUUUGGCACCCGGCCCGGCCUGCGCCUCACAGGAUCACACUCACUUGGAGCAAUGUACCAGUGUCAAGGGAGCCAAUCAUCGUAGAUGUACUACCAGCUCAUCACGGACAGGAGGUAUCGGCUUCCGGUUUAGGUCUAUACCAGGCUCAAGUCAACAAGGUGGCAUCGUUUAGUAUCGACACCCUAGGCCGUCCUGCGAGAGAAUUUGACGUAGUGGUAUCCGGUCCAGGCUCCAGAGCACUUCCGGUCAGAUGCUAUCAAACCAAAUCUGGCUUCCUGCAAGCGGAAUACUCUAUCAAUGAAGUCGGACAGAGCACUAUUGAAGUACUUCAUCUCUCAAAACCGGUAACCGGCAGUCCAUUCAUAUGCGAGUCCUUUGAUCCCAACAAAGUCAUCAUAUCAGGAUUCCCGACAGGAAAUGUCAUUGCACAGACGCCCAUCAACUUUACAGUUGACGCAAAGGACGCGGGUAUCGGUGAGUUGGAGGUGAUAUGUGAUUCUAUGGGGGACAAACGUAUCAGACUUCCGAUUGAUAUACGAGAAGACGGACAUACAUACAAGGUCAGGCUAAGACCGACCGUGCCGGCGCAUUAUAGGAUUUAUAUCACUUAUGGAGGUGCUCCAGUAUCUGGUAGUCCGAUAUCUCUGGGGGUGUUGAGCGGUCGUGCCAGUAACGCGGCGCGUUGUUCCGGCACAGGUCUAGCACACGCUCAUGUUGGCAAAGAAGCAGCUUUCACUAUACACUGUGUGGAGGACAACCCGCCGACCGUACAGGUUGAGAAACUGACGGAUAGCAAGGAGGAUGAAACAGAUUCUGGUCUGUUAGAGUGCCGCGUGGUGCCGGGGGCUCAUAGAGAAUGGCUCUGUGCGUACAUACCACUAGUGGUGGGGCUUUAUGAGGUCAGAAUACACUCAGCAUCGGGACCACUGCCCGGAAGCCCAUUCUCCGUCAAGGUGAUAGAUACAUCAGCUAUAACAGCUGUGGGCGGUUGGGGCGCUGAUAAUUCUGGCCGUGUGAGAGCUCCUUCCAAGAUAGUACUGGACACAAGUAACGCUGGGCCCGGCACCCUCGAGUGUCUGUUGGCUGGGAGACAUCAACGUGUGGAGACGGUAUCUGGUCGUGCUGUGGUGACUCUGACGGCUGCUGAUGGUGUCAGUGGUGAGCAGGAGUUGGAGAUGACGUACAACGGGGCCUUGGUCUCAGGUGCUCCGAGGAAGGCGCUGGUGGCAUCAGGGAACACGGCUGAUAGAGUCACAUUGGCCGGUCGAGGGUUGGCCCACGCCGCGCCACACACCCCAGCUGUCUUCACUAUAGAUGGAAGUGCUGCAGGACCUGGAGCUCCGGAAGCGUUUCUGACCUCACCAGAGGGUGAGUCGAUGUCAGUGGCGCUGGCAGCAGCUGGUCCAGGGUUGUGGCGAGCCACUUACACCCCGCGACGACCUGGAGACCACACGCUUAGGGUUAUAUGGGCCGGAAGACUCGUUAAAGGAUGUCCCCUAACUGUGAAGGUGGCGUCUGGUUCUGAUAGUGGCGACGCGUCUCGUGUAGUGUGUUCCGGGGCGGGACUCGCCGGGGGAGUGGUGGGGAGGGAGAUACGAUCCUGGAUAGACACGAGACGAGCCGGGCCCGGAGAACUGAACGCUCAUUGUACCGGACCCAACAAGGUGGCGUACUGCGAGCUGUACGAGCACGGUGACGGCACGUUCACUUUGAACGUGAAGCCGGCGGAGGCUGGUCGACACGUGCUGAGUAUUCAGUUCGCUGGAGAACAUGUACCAGGGUCACCAUUCUCACUCAAAGUGGCCGGGGCGCCAGACCCGUCUAAAGUUCGAGUGUACGGACCGGGAGUCGAACCCGGGGUCCUGGCAACGUUCCAAUCCCGCUUCCUGUGCGAUACUCGUGGGGCCGGCGCGGGACAACUGACGGUUCGAGUGAGGGGACCCAAAGGGGCCUUCAGGGUGGAGAUGCAGAGAGAAAACCAGAAGGAUCGAACUAUACUUUGCAAAUUCUCCCCCACGGAGCCGGGUGACUACCGCGUUGAAGUGAGAUGGGCUGGGCGUCAUGUACCGGGGUCACCUUUCCCGGUCAUGAUUUUCGACACGCAAGAGGAACUACGCAGAUACUUACAAGUCACCGCCACAUAAUGUUACCAACAUAACUGGCAACAAUAUAACACAUACAGUCACGACACUGGCAACACUAAAAAUAACAGUUGAUAUUAUUAAUUAACACCUGAUACUGGCAACACUGGAAAUCGUAGCCGUCACACGUUUAAGCCAUUGUAAUGAACAAAUAUUGUAACAAAUUUCAUUUAUUAUUAUAAAAUGUUAAUACAUUGCCAUAUAACAAAAUAUAUGAAAUCUUUUUGGUUAAUAUUAAUUUCUUGUUCUGUUAAAAAUGUAAAUCUUAAUCACAUCGGUCUGAUGGUAAUUAUAUAAAAAAAAGCAUAAUAAAAAUAUAAUGUUUAUUUGUUGAUAUUUAUUAAUAACUUAGUGUAGGCGCCAUCUUAUAUAUGUAACUAACAUAGUUCUUGUGAUAAAUUUAAUAAAAACGAAUGAUAUGUACGCGGCUGUAUACAUUUCUAUUAACCCCUGAGAAUUAACGUGUAUGUAUGUUUAUGUAACAAAUUGAUACAAACCACACGAACAAUGUAAAAACUCGACUGUUUAAAUACCGAUAAGUUACUAAUUGUUAAUAAAUUUAUCAUUAUUA